Panicum virgatum (switchgrass) is the source of this 1787-nucleotide messenger RNA. Its product is annotated as phosphatidylinositol/phosphatidylcholine transfer protein SFH2-like. The record is from RefSeq and is a predicted model, not a curated record. Bases 652 to 1473 code for a protein of 273 amino acids. NCBI's taxonomy places the organism in Eukaryota, Viridiplantae, Streptophyta, Magnoliopsida, Poales, Poaceae. The transcript is spliced from 10 exons.
UCUAGUUGACACUCCAUCAUACUUAUUGUUCCGUGCUUAAAAUGUUUGUGAAUUGCUUCUCUUAUGUUUUUUAACGCUAAGAGUAUUUCUAGGUUCUAUAGGUACUUACACACUAUGUGCAGUAUACUUUUGUAUGCCUACCGUGAGAAAAGAAUACUGAUUCCUCUUUAAUAAUAAAAUUGAACUUUUAAGGGAUGAGAUUCUACGAUGGAGAAUAUAAGGAAGUGGAACAGAUGAUAAACUUAUGCCUUACACCUUAGCACUUAAGUCAGCUAUAUUUGAAAAACUUCAUGUAAGGUUGUACUAGUAUCUGAUUCUUCAUGUCAACCCACAUGCCCCUACUUGUGAAAUGCUUCUAUUAUGCUUGCCAUAAUGCUGUGCCAGCAUCCUGGUGAUGAGGAUCUUUGCAAAUUAAACCUUCCUGCCCACCUGGUUUAUGCCAAUUUCGGGGGGAAAAACACUAAGGAAUUCUUUCACUGCAUAUCCUUAAAUACAACAACCUCAGUGGUGCCGUUUGGAAAAGAACCAUGAGUUCCUACUCGUUCAUAUGCAGUUGUUUCAAAUUUUGAAAAUGUGCACCAGGGCUACCCAACAGAGACACUAGUGCGCUUCCUUAAAGCUAGAGAAUGGCAUGUGAAUAAGGCUCAAAAGAUGCUUGUAGAUUCUUUGAAUUGGAGGAUACAAAAUGAAAUCGAUACUAUACUGGAGAAACCUAUUAUCCCAGUAGAUUUGUAUAGAUCAAUACGUGAUACGCAGCUUGUUGGAUUGUCAGGAUACUCCAAAGAGGGCAUUCCUGUAUUUGCAGUUGGUGUUGGACUGAGCACAUAUGAUAAAGCUUCGGUUAACUACUAUGUGCAAUCUCAUAUUCAGAUCAAUGAGUACCGUGAUCGUUAUAUUUUGCCUUCGGUGACGAAGAAGUAUGGGAGGCCUAUCACCACCUGUAUAAAGGUUCUUGAUAUGACUGGUCUGAAAUUGUCAGCACUAAACCAAAUGAAGAUUGUGACUGCAAUAUCUACCGUUGAUGAUUUGAAUUAUCCUGAAAAGACUGAGACCUACUAUAUAGUAAAUGCUCCAUAUAUAUUUUCUGCGUGUUGGAAGGUUGUGAAGCCUCUUUUGCAAGAGAGAACAAGAAAGAAGGUUCAUGUUUUGCGUGGUUGUGGGAAAGACGAGCUUCUAGAGAUCAUGGACUACUCUUCGCUUCCCCAUUUCUGUCGACGGGAGGGCUCAGGUGCAUCCAAACAUUCAUCAACCGACCCUGAUGACUGCUUCUCUCUUGACCACCCAUUCCACAAAGAGCUCUACAGCGUCAUCCAGGAGCAAGCACUGAACCUGGAGCUCAUCAAGCAAGGCUCCUUGCACGUGAAAAUCCCCGAGCAGGAUCCUGAGGAUGCUAAGAUAGUGGAGGUCAUUGAGGCUGAGUUCCACAAGCUUGGUGUGGAGAACAAGUCCGCCAAUGGCGUCGACAAAAACUAGCGCUCACCUAAUAAUACAGCCUGACUACCCUAGACAUCGCUGGCCGUUUCUGAUACAACCGUUCUAUUUUUGCUUGGUCACCCCCAUUAGCCAUUGCUGUUUCCUGGGGGGUGAGUAUAGGUGAUAUAUAGCAAAAUCUUUUGCUGUUCCAUCCAUGAUGCAGGAGUGAGGCAACAGGACUAAUAUUGUAUGGCACUACUAGAUAGACAUAAUCACCUGUCACCUGUUGUAAACCUGCAAUUGUGUUCUCACAUGGACGCUGAACUUCGAAGAUGAUAUCAAUAAACCAUCCUAGUACCUGCACUUUGAGAUCA